Molecule: messenger RNA, 1640 nt
Organism: Salvia miltiorrhiza (redroot sage)
Lineage: Eukaryota; Viridiplantae; Streptophyta; Magnoliopsida; Lamiales; Lamiaceae
Exons: 5
Coding region: 288-1469 (393 amino acids)
Molecular function (GO): RNA binding
Source: RefSeq, a predicted model, not a curated record
AAUUAAUAAAUCAGUAAAUUUCCUAAUAGAAUUAAUGAAUUAUACAGUCAAGAGAGAUCAGCGAUUUGAAAUUAGGGCACUCUCUCUGCUCCCUUUUAUCUCUACUUCCAAAACUCCGGCCACCGGCGACCUCCGCAACCCCACCCCCACACCGCCAGUCCGCCGCGCUGCCGCGUCACCUCCCAGUGCUCUCACCGCCGCGUUGAGCGCAGCUCCAGGCUCAAAUCCCAGAAAUUUUGCCGUUUGCAUUAUCUGCAGGUAGGCAUAAAGCUUAAUGUCUCUGUCAAAUGGCGAAACCAGUGCUCCGGUCUCUCCUCAGCGUAUCUUCACUUCUCCACCGUUCGAUCUCUUUCAGGCAAAUCCUUCGGACACGAGAACCCAUAUUUGCUCUCUUGAGGCCUCCAUCUCAACUGCAUCAAAGCUCAAUUAGUUCCCAACAACCAGUUUGGUGCUGGCAAUGGAGAAGCAUCACUCAUGGGUCAGUAAAUGUGGUAAUAUCACCGCAGGGAAAGCCCAUGUUUGAGACCCACGAGAUUGAUCCCCCGAAGAAGGAGAAAUGGAAGACGAAGAAAAGACUGAAGCUUCAAAGAAUGAAAGAGAAGCAAAAGAGAAAGGCUGCCAAUAAGAGAGACCCAAGACGGCUCGGAGCGAAAGGCGAUAAGAAACGGAAAUUUGCCACUGCCGAGGAGAGGAUUAAAUACAAGCUCGAACAAGCUAGAACCAAGGAAGCCUUGUUGAUCGAAAGGCUGAAAAGGUACGAAGUUCCCAAAGCUCAGGGCCCAAUGGUUAAACCUGAUGUAUUGACUGGCGAGGAGCGAUUUUAUAUGAAGAAAAUGGCCCAGAAAAGGUCCAACUAUGUUGAAGUUGGCAGAAGAGGAGUCUAUGGAGGAGUUAUCCUAAAUAUGCAUAUGCAUUGGAAGAAACACGAAACCGUCGAAGUCAUUUGCAAACCUUGCAAGCCUGGCGAAGUACAUGAGUAUGCAGAUGAAAUCGCUAGACUGAGUGGUGGAAUCCCAAUCCAAGUCAUUGGAGAUAACACGAUAAUCUUCUACCGUGGCAAAAACUAUGUGCAGCCGAAGGUCAUGUCACCAAUCGAUACGCUCUCAAAAAAACGGGCAUUGGAAAAAUCAAAAUACCAACAAUCGCUCGAGUCAGUGAGACGAUUCAUUGCCAUUGCCGAGAAGGAACUAGAACUAUACCACCGGCAUGUUGCACUCUACGGUGAUCCAAAUGAUAGAGAUCCCAAAUCAAUCUUGGAUCCUCCCAAGGCCAGACAUGGUGCUAACAAAGCUAUUUCUUCGACUGCACGAGAAAACUUGAAACGCCUUUCAUCAUCAUCUGCAGCAGCAGCAGCAGCUAGUGUUGGUGAUCGAGAGCUCUCCGGGGACGAAGAUUCUUCACAUUAUUUGGAUUCUGAAAGUGAUGAUGGCAUGUUAAGUGAAGACUUGACUUCUUGUGAUGAGAGCUGAUUUUUUCAUUUCAAGAAGGUGUUUUCGAUCUAUGUGUGUUUGGGCUCACCAUCAGCUUAGCCACCUAAGUUGAUUGGAUGUUUAAUAGAGGUAUUAUGUAGAAGAGAAAAUAAAAAUUUUGAUCAUGAACAAGCUAAAUGUUUAUUUCUCAAAUGGUUAAUUGUAGUUUAU